Messenger RNA from Seriola aureovittata, 2536 nucleotides. It is a transcript of the gene ppp1r27b, whose product is annotated as protein phosphatase 1, regulatory subunit 27b. Bases 1464 to 1967 code for a protein of 167 amino acids. The record is from RefSeq and is a predicted model, not a curated record. Lineage: Eukaryota; Metazoa; Chordata; Actinopteri; Carangiformes; Carangidae. The transcript has 3 exons. Gene Ontology annotation, molecular function: phosphatase binding.
AACAAUGCUGAGAGGCUGCAGCCAGGCUUGCAACUGUGUGAGGAUGUACAAUGGCACAGCAGAGCUUUGAGCUAAAUGCUAACAUCAUCAUGUUGAUCAUGUCACAGUAACAUCACUAACAUGUUUAGCAAGUAUAAUGUUCACUAAUGACAUCUCAGUUCAGCAUGUUAACAUCAGCUAAUUAACAGAGCACAAAGUACAUCUGAGGCUGAUGGGAGAUAUAUCUGUCGGGCUGGUUCUGGUUCAUAAAUCACAGUGUUUGAAAAAGAAUUAAAAAAUGGACAUGUUCAGUACAAUUAUGACAUUUUUCUCCUGUGGGGAACGUGUUUGCACCAUGUAUAACAAUCUGUCCAUGUAUGUCUGAAGGAAAUCUGUGGCAGUAACUCUGAGCCCAGGACAAUAAAGUAUAUCUGGAUCUUGACUCAAAACCACAAAUGUGAACCUCGGGUGACUGAUGAAAAGUUGUCUGGGGAUGAUGAAUGGGCCCAGUUGGUGCACCAACUAACUGGCAGACCAACCCACGCUUCGAUUGUGGUUAAAAAUGACCAUCAAAAUUUCCCGGAGCCCAAGGUGACAUCUUUAAAUUCCUUUCUUCAAUUUUCUUUUUUUUGUCUGACAAACAUUCAAAGCCACUUAACAAGCAUCAAAUCCUCACAUUUGAAAAGCCUGAACCAGACCAUGUUUGGCACUUUUAGAAAUAUAUAUUUUUAAAUGUUGCAUUAUCAGUUUCCCUGUAGUCAUAAAGACAGUGAUGCAAACCAUGGAUUCAUUUGAUCAUAACCAUUCCUGGGUCUCACAUCAGCCAUUAAGAUAGUACAUGACUAUGAAGCCAGCAGCCUUUCCACACUGUUUAUGUCAGCGCAAUUGAUGGUCAACAGCAUACACAUGGCACUUCACCCCUGUCUGCCCUUGCCCUUGACACUGACACACUCCAGCAGUAAACCACUUUUAUCCUGCUUAGUGUUUACUAGAAGCCUCCAGCCCCCACCACCCCCGAGCUGGCGGGAUGUCACCACUAACUUUAAGUGGGCAGCAUCUGUGUAUGAGGGGGGUGACAGGCAGAGGUUACUGGCUGUCAUGUCUUGAGAUGUGAGCUGUAUCACAGGCUUGUGACAGGUUAGUGGGAGGGCCAUGACCAGACGGAUACUCAUCUUCCAAAUUUUGUCACUGGAUCUAUGAGGUGUUGUGUCUUAGAAUAGCCCAACAGAGAGUAUAAAGAGACCCGCAGGGAGGCUUGGCCUUCAGAGGAACAGCUCCACUGUUGAUAUACAAGAGACACUGGACAGAAAGAGAACCACACUGAGAAGAACUGACUGAUCUUUCUGCAGGACAACAACUGACUUCUCAGAGAUUGAAGAGAAUCUGCUCUGAUUUUUAAGACUUAAAGGAGGUCGAACUCACUUGGAAACUUGGAAUUUGCCAGUUUUUCUGCAAGAACAAAGAGAAGUCUGACUCUGACUAGGAUGAAGUACUAUCAGUGCCCCGUGUCCCAGACCAUGGGAAUCAAGGCUUACACCGAGGACUGUGGUGUCCCAGUCAGCUGCAAGAGCUCCGCUUCUCUGAAGCCGAUCCGCAGCGUCCACUUCCCCAAUGACAUUGUUUUCCAGGACUAUGUGCGACACGGCGAGCUGGAGAGAAUUGGAUGUUUCAUCCGAGCCAGGAGAGUCAGCCUGGACACCAUCUACCACUCUGGCAUGGCUGCCAUUCAUGAGGCCGUCCUGUCUGGGAACCUGGAGUGUGUGAAGCUGCUGGUCCACUACGGAGCAGAUAUCCACCAGAGAGAUGAGGAGGGAUGGACCCCACUGCACAUGGCCUGCAGUGACGGUUUCCCACACAUUGCACGCUACCUCCUCUCGCUUGGUGCAGACCCUGAGCUGGAGAACGACUGCGGGGAGAAGCCGGCCGACCUCAUCGACCCGGACAUCAAGGAGCUGCUGGAGCUCUUCGGGCUGGCAGUCAAUGACUGAAAACACCUGGCUCUUAAAACCACUAACUGAUGCCCCAUCGUCCGACUGCUCUGCAGUAAUGGACAGAAAAAGGCCAUGUCAGUGCAGCGUCCUGAUCUUGUGAGCUGCCUCAGCUCAGGAGUUCAGAGACUGUGGAUGUCUGUGGGCUGACAGAGCCGGCUGGCUGCCUCCUGAUUGGAUUGACUCCUGAUUGCUGGCAGAGGAUCCCCUCUGAUCUCUGAUCUUUUAUACUGCUGUGAACUGAAUGAAUGACUUGAUUUUAAGUUGUUGAUUGUAUUUGGCAUGUCGCUGGAUCUCAGGCUUCUGAAUGUUGUGAAACUUGAAGCUGUUGUUUCUGCUCAGCUGAUUAGCACCUCUCUGACAGCAUGCCCUCCUCUGUAGGCUAAGAUUAGAAAAACCAUACAGGCUUGUGUUGUCAGCCCUAUUAACACAUUUGUUUACAGUUGAUCAAGUGUUUUUUUUUUGUCUAUUCUUGAUAAGUUCAUGUGACUCAACUGUAUUAACUUGUAGUUAUUUGAUAAUGGCUUCUUUUUAUACUUUUCUAAAUAAAUUUUAUCAGACUGAACCUA